Bemisia tabaci is the source of this 4021-nucleotide messenger RNA. RefSeq names its product sec1 family domain containing Slh (gene Slh). Gene Ontology annotation, biological process: vesicle-mediated transport. Lineage: Eukaryota; Metazoa; Arthropoda; Insecta; Hemiptera; Aleyrodidae. The record is from RefSeq and is a predicted model, not a curated record.
ACGAAUGAUUACAGGUUAUGUUGACAUUCUCGACUUGUUGAUAACGUGGAACUUCGCUGUCAAAUUUUUAUCUAAAAGUAAAUCGAAGCAAAAAUUGUACUGUUUUUAACCCGGCAAAUUAAAUUUCUCAGUGCGCGGCUGAGUGGUGAUAAGACGAUGAAUGUAUUAACUCUUGCAUGAUGAUCCUGCUCCAGUUUUAUUUUCUAGAUUCGUAAGUGUCCAACGCCCGACAGACUAUUUUUCUCAACUCAUUCAGACAACUCAGUCAGACUCUAACUCACUGAAAUGGCCACAAUUAAGGAAAGACAGACAGCUGCUUUGAGGCAAAUGCUGAACUUGAAUGAAUCGCAGCCAUCUACCAUAUCUUACGAGCCAGUGUGGAAAGUGCUAGUUUAUGACCGUUUUGGACAAGAUAUAAUUUUACCUUUAAUUUCUGUCAAGGAGCUGCGCGAAUUGGGUGUUACACUAUAUGUUCAACUUCAUUCUGAUCGAGAUCCUAUUCCUGAUGUCCCAGCCAUAUACUUCUGUAUGCCGUCGGAGGAAAACUUGGACAGGAUUAGGCAAGACUUCCAAAAUGGAAUUUAUGACAUGUACCACCUAAAUUUCAUAUCUGCCAUCUCAAGACAAAAACUUGAGGACCUUGCUGCUGCUGCUUUUCACUCUAACUGUGUCGCAAGUAUAAACAAAGUAUUUGAUCAGUAUUUGAAUUUUAUAUCCUUAGAAGAUGAUCUGUUCAUCUUGCGUCAGCAAGACUGUAGCGCAGUUUCAUAUUAUGCAAUGAACAAGGGUGAUAUCAAGGAUUCUGAAAUGGAAGCAAUCAUGGACACUAUUGUAGAGAGUCUCUUCUCGGUGUUUGUAACAAUGAGUGCGAUUCCAGUCAUCAGAAGCCCAAAAGGAAAUGCAGCUGAAAUGGUUGCAGAGAAACUUGAUAAGAAGUUGCGUGAAAAUCUCAGAGAUUCGAGAAACAGCCUUUUUCUGGGAGACGUCGCCGGAGCGUAUAAUUUUCAACGGCCCUUGCUCAUCAUUCUUGAUCGGAAUUUAGAUAUGGCAACGCCACUUCACCACACUUGGACCUAUCAAGCAUUAAUUCAUGAUGUCCUUGACCUGUCGUUAAAUAAAGUUGUUGUGAAAGAAGCAAGUGGCAAGUCUCCUGGUGGAGGGGCGCGGAGUAAAGCCAAAGCCUGCCACCUCGACAAUACAGACUCUUUUUGGGUUGCUCAUAAAGCAAGUCCAUUCCCUAUUGUGGCUGAAGCAAUUCAAGAAGAACUAGAGCAACUGAGAGCAUCAGAAGAUGAAGUGAAAAACUUGAAAGCCGCAAUGGGUGUAGACAAUGACAACGAAGCCGCAUUCACCGUAAUGGAUAGUACUGCUAAACUCACCUCCGCUGUUAGUUCUCUACCUCAACACCUUGAAAAGAAACGGCUCAUUGAUACUCAUACGACUAUUGCAACUGCUGUUUUGAAUUCCAUCAAGUCUCGCCGUUUGGAUACUUUGUUCGAAUUAGAGGAAAAGAUUAUGUCACGCGCUAGUUUGGAUCGGUCAAUUAUGGACAUUAUAACUGAUCCUGAGUCUGGCACAAGUGAAGAUAAAGUCAGAAUGUUCAUCAUUUAUUACAUCUGCAACUCUCAGAUGUCUGAAGUUGAGUUUGAUCAUUACUGCUCAGCUCUCAAAGAUCAAGGUUGCGAGCUAGAAGCAAUCAUGUACAUCAAAAGGUGGAAAGCCUACGUAAAAAUGGCUGCAGCACCUAAUCAGUACACAGGAGGUGGAACAAAAACUGUCAGUAUGUUUUCAAAGCUAGUCUCUCAAGGGUCAUCAUUCGUGAUGGAAGGAGUGAAAAAUCUUGUCAUAAAGCGUCACAAUCUCCCGGUAACGAGAAUCGUUGAUGAAAUCAUGGAGGGUCGAGAGGCUGACGGUCAGUAUCGGUACUUUGAUCCUAAACAACUUAGGCCUGUAAAUGACCCACCUAGAUCUAAUCUUUCACAAUUCACUCAGGCUAUCGUAUUCAUAGUUGGUGGCGGGAAUUAUAUUGAGUAUCAGAACUUAAUAGAUUAUGCUAAGGGGAAAUGGAGUACAAAUCCUAGCAGUGGUAUUAGUAGCUCAAAAAAAGUAAUAUAUGGGGCAUCAACUUUAGAUAAUGCUAAACAGUUUUUAAAACAAUUGUCAACUCUAGGACAAGAAUUGCGCUAAUACAUUUAUUGUGGAAGCAGCUUUUUUGACCCGCUUCAGUUUAAGGAAACUAAGAAUAUAUUCUAAAUUUUUAUGUUACCAGUGUUUCCUAAAUUAAGAGACGAAUCUCUAAUUAAAUCCCUGCUGAUUCAGUGUGGGUCCAGCGUCACUGGAGACUUACUACUUGCAUUUUGCAGUCUUUUGCCUGUGAUUUUGCACCUUUCAAGCUUGUGCUGAAGCCAUCUACUCUCAAUGGAAGAGAGGGCUUUUAUAGUUCUGAAUUAGACCUAAUACUUCAACAGUGUGAUGAUCUCCAGUUAAGAGAAGGGAACAUAUUAAAGUAAUCAUUCAACAUUUAAUGAUGUUUUGAGGAUAGAUUUUCCUCUUGUCAUGUCAAAUUGUUACUCAUCAGAAAAUCAGAAAUUGUUUUUCUUUUCAAAAAGAAAUCCUAGCCUUUGUCGUCUUUCCAAUAUUUUAUUCAUGGAAAAAUCAAUUAUUUGUUAAACGCUCAAUAAAUUGUAAAAUUAAAGAAAAGUGUACUGAAAUUCGGCCUUGCAAGACAAAAUAUCCUUUCAACAGAUUUUUCUUCUCUACUAACAGUUUAAUUAUCAUGGAUAAAAAACUUGCAAUCAACCCUACUUCUGUAGCUACCUAUUGUGAAUUUAUCGUCUGAAUGCCACAUAAAAAGUAUCACUGAAAGUUCUGCACUGAGGUUCUCAAAAAAAAAAGAGAAUCAACAAAUGCCGAAUUUUAAAAAAAAAAUUGUUGGAAAUUCAAGUUUGUUGUGAUUUUACUUGAUAUUAUACUUUGCAAAUAUCAUACUGUUAGCACUAUUUUACCGCAGAAUUGAGGAGUUGCAUUAUUGAGAAUGAGAAUCUUAAAGUACACUUUUUUGAUUAAAUAAGUUUUGUGUAAAAAUAUCAAUUCCUCUAAAAAAAUUUUAAUCAAUUGAAGGAGAUAAUAUGAAUCAUUGCCUGUCUUACAGGAUUUUCAUUCCUAUAUCGAGUUUUUCCAUGCCUACUUGAAAUAUCACUAGUUGUGUUACUAACUGAAGCUAAAAACAAUAAUAAUGAGCAAGGCAAAAAAUACCUUUUCAAAGGGAUGGAAACUUCUCUCUGUAACUGUGAGGGAAUAUGAAAGAAGAGGUUGCAGAGGAGAUGCCGAAACUCAUUCAUAAAUGGGGAGGAAAGAGAUAUAAGUCGCUUUAAAGGUAAAGGCAAGCAUCAAAAAUUUUGAAAAUGUACCAUUUCCUGUGACGCCCUUCUUUCUGUCCAUUUGUAAGGAUUCUAAAACCACCACCUUUUUUUAUCAUUAACGAGAAAAGAAAUCUUAGAAAAUUUCUGUCAUUUAGAGGAAGGUUUGCACAACCUUGAAACGAUUGUAAAGGAGUUUGCUUGUUUUCAAUGUGCUAAUUUAAAGUGGGAAAGAGAAAAUUAUAGGGAGCUUGGAAGGGAUGUAAUGAUUUAAAACUGGAGUUUGGGUUGAUGGCCAGCGAGAGAUUUGACAUUGACUUGACAAAAGACCGAAGUGAGGAACUUAUGGGUCCAUAAAUUCUGAUAAAAAGGUGACAUAAGAAUAAAGAUAGGAUUUUUCCUUUCCCACUAUGUAAUUCAGACACGUUAAGUUUUUUAUUUUUACAUGUGUAAGUACCUUAGAAAUUAAAUAUUUGAAAAUCAGAUUUUGUACUAUCAAAUUGUUAAAACCUAGACUAGAAAACUUUUUGAAAGCUAUAUUCAUAGCAUUAAGUUGCACUCCACAAUCGAAAAAUUGAUUGUGAUCGACAUGCAUACUAUUUUGUUAAUUUUUAUAAGAAACAAAAUUAUUUUUUUUUACAGUAAAAAAUAUUAUUCCAAAA